Messenger RNA from Haemonchus placei, 282 nucleotides. The record is from the annotation of a GenBank genome assembly. Lineage: Eukaryota; Metazoa; Nematoda; Chromadorea; Rhabditida; Trichostrongylidae.
AUGGUGGCUUCCCAAGAAAUUCCACUGAAGGCGCAAAUGUUAAGUGGUGAAUCGCUCGUUGACUACCUCAGGAAGAAUCAGACCCUUUUCGAGGUCAAAUCAGAUAGAACACCCGGUCUGGAAUUCCAAAUAAUGAAUGAAAAAUUCAAAAACCAAGGUAUAAACCCAGUUGUCAAGGACGACUAUAACGACACUGGAGAUGACAUCCCGGAAAGUGAACGGAGGGACCAGAUCGUUUGGACUGAAUUCCCAGCUGUCACAAAGGACGCAUCUGUAAUAUAA